This is a messenger RNA of Penicillium malachiteum, 396 nucleotides long. RefSeq lists its product as uncharacterized. The coding region runs from base 1 to 396 and encodes 131 amino acids. The transcript has a single exon. The record is from RefSeq and is a predicted model, not a curated record. Lineage: Eukaryota; Fungi; Ascomycota; Eurotiomycetes; Eurotiales; Aspergillaceae.
AUGGACCGAUGUCCCAAUUCGCGACAUGUGUAUCAUUGGGAACACAGCCCGUCCGCAUAUGAGCCGCGUCUGCAGGUGAACCCACAGCUUGAGCCCCCAGAGUCGCGUUUCGUAGUUUCCACAGCUGGGUCAGAAGGCUGGCAAGACGGUUUAAGCAGUGCCACUCAGUCGCAAAACAUCCACGGCUCCGUGAUUUUUGACUGGCGAUUGUACUCCUCAUUGCACGGUGGAUCAGCCAUUCUCCUAAAUUUCUCAAUGUCCGCCGUGCCACAUAUCGCACUUAUUAGAAAACUUAGUGGCGCUGGCGACGAUUUUGAGAGGGUUCUUCCAGAUAUGGAGGAGUUGGAUGCUAGAGAAGAUGGGUCAACACAUUUGGGAUACCUUGCAGGCUUAUGA